AAAACACUUCCACCUCUUUUUCACAUGUCCUGCGUUCCCAGUGGCUGUCAUUGCAUAUCAACACAGCUGAAAUUUUAAAUAUUCAGCGCUUUUGUUUCACUACACCCGACUGAAGCUGAACUAUGACUAAAGAAAAUGUACAAGGAGCUGGCGAGGAGGAGCAGCAGGCCCAGUCCAAGAAAGGCCUGAAGAAACAGCAGAAGGAAGCAGAGAAAGCAGCGAAGAAGGCAGAGAAACAGGCCAAGCUGGCCGCAGAGCAGCAGGAUGCUGAUGAGGAUGACUUUGCCAAGGAUCGCUAUGGGAUCUCUCCUAUGGUCCAAUCCCAGCAGAAACUGGACAGGGCGUUGGUGCGUGUCCAGGACCUGACACCCGAGAAGGCAGAGCAGCAGAUCUGGGUGCGUGCCAGAAUUCACACCAGCAGAGCUAAAGGGAAACAGUGCUUCUUGGUCCUGCGUCACCAGCAGUUUACCGUGCAGGCCCUGCUCGCCGUGGGAGAACGUGCGAGCAAGCAGAUGGUCAAGUUUGCAGCUAACCUCACGAAGGAGAGCAUCAUUGACGUGGAGGCUGUGGUGAAGAAGGUUGAGCAGAAGAUCGAGAGCUGUUCACAGCAGGAUGUGGAGCUCCAUGUUGAGAGGAUCUUUGUGAUCAGCCAGUCUGAGGCCAGACUUCCCCUUCAGCUAGAAGACGCUGUCAGGCCCGAGGGAGAAGGAGAUGAGGAGGGAAGAGCCACUGUCAAUCAGGACACCAGACUGGACAACAGAGUUAUUGAUUUGAGGACUACGACCAGCCAGGCCAUCUUCCGGCUGCAGUCCGGCGUAUGUCAGCUCUUCAGAGACACGCUCAUCAACAAGGGCUUUGUGGAGAUUCAGACCCCCAAGAUCAUCUCUGCUGCCAGUGAGGGUGGCGCAAAUGUCUUCACAGUCUCCUACUUCAAAACCAGUGCGUACCUGGCCCAGUCCCCUCAGCUCUACAAGCAAAUGUGCAUUUGUGCUGACUUUGACAAAGUCUUCUGUGUCGGACCAGUGUUCAGGGCUGAGGAUUCCAACACUCAUCGCCAUCUGACGGAGUUUGUGGGUCUGGAUAUUGAAAUGACUUUCAAUUACCAUUACCAUGAGGUCAUUGACUCCAUUACUGACACCAUGGUUCAGAUCUUUAAAGGACUACGUGACCGGUUCCAGACAGAGAUCCAGACUGUGAACAAGCAGUACCCCAGUGAGCCGUUCAAGUUCCUGGAGCCCACGCUGAGACUGGAGUAUAUGGAGGGAGUGGCCAUGCUCAGAGCUGCCGGGGUGGAAAUGGGCGAUGAGGAAGAUUUGAGCACACCCAACGAAAAGCUGCUUGGUCGUCUUGUGAAGGACAAGUAUGACACUGACUUCUAUGUUCUGGACAAAUACCCCUUGGCAGUAAGGCCAUUCUACACCAUGCCUGACCCCAACGACCCGAAAUACUCCAACUCAUAUGAUAUGUUCAUGAGAGGAGAGGAGAUCCUGUCUGGAGCUCAGAGAGUCCACGAUGCUCAGCUGCUCACUGAAAGGGCAAUGCACCACAGCAUUGACCUGGAGAAGAUCAAGGCCUACAUUGACUCGUUCCGUUAUGGAGCUCCUCCUCAUGCUGGCGGUGGCAUAGGUCUGGAGAGAGUGACCAUGCUUUAUCUCGGCCUACACAACGUACGUCAGACCUCCAUGUUCCCCCGUGACCCCAAACGCCUGACCCCAUAAACAUUAAAGUAGCCAGUCAGCCUCUCGUCUCCCAUCCCGCCUGAAACAGUACAAGCUCUCGGUCACCCAGCCAUCAGGGAUCUGGACGUGCCAGGAUGGGGAAUUGCCAUGACCAUUAAGCCAC
This is a messenger RNA of Rhinichthys klamathensis goyatoka, 1842 nucleotides long. It is a transcript of the gene dars1, whose product is annotated as aspartyl-tRNA synthetase 1. NCBI's taxonomy places the organism in Eukaryota, Metazoa, Chordata, Actinopteri, Cypriniformes, Leuciscidae. Gene Ontology annotation, molecular function: ATP binding; RNA binding; aspartate-tRNA ligase activity. Gene Ontology annotation, cellular component: cytoplasm; aminoacyl-tRNA synthetase multienzyme complex; cytosol. Gene Ontology annotation, biological process: aspartyl-tRNA aminoacylation. Bases 123 to 1718 code for a protein of 531 amino acids. The record is from RefSeq and is a predicted model, not a curated record. The transcript is spliced from 18 exons.